AGAUAGUGCGGCGCUUCCUCUAUUUCUGUUUGUUUGUUAGCUAGAUUUGGAUUUGAAGAAUGGAAACAACUGUGGUGUCAAAACAACAGCGGGUUGGAGCGAAGAAGAAGUCGGCUGGCGAGAAAAUGAGGAAAACGCGUGCAAACGGUAACGAAAGCUUUUGUUUACGUGAAUUCGGUUUGUGUUGUCAAGUGGGUGCAUGGGAAGGGUGAGUGAGCCUCUUAUAUUGACUCUAAUGAUAGGCUUUUUGUAAGACCCUUAUGCUAAUCGGCGAUAAGAUAGGCAACAAAGAAAAAGAAAUCAGUGUAGUUUUCCAUCAAGCUCGCGCUGUGAACGAUGUGCCAAUACACAGGUCCGUAUCAAACUUUCGAAAAGAAAAAGCGUGAAAAGGGCAUCGCAGCAAAAAUAACUGUCGCAUUUUCUGAACAAUUUUGAAUAGGCGGCAAAGAGUUGCGCAACUUUUUUGAUGUGAAAUUUAUGGCAGUGGUCGCGGCGGCGGACCCGGUCGAACAAAUGCUCAAGGUCGCCGGCGACUGGGGCCCUGCUCAGAUCGUGCUGCUCGCCCUUUUCGGCGUGUUGAACGUGAGCGCUGCCUGGCACUACUUCGCACAGACCGUGAUCAGCAUCAGUCCACCUUUCGCGUGCGCCAAGCCGGGCCCCGCCGCCUGCCUCGAGUGGACCGACGCCUCCAAUCACUCAGAAUCUCGGCCCUGCACUUCCGGCUGGACCUUCAACCUGACCAACUCUCCAGUUACCUUGAUCGCAGAGACUGAAUGGGUGUGCGACAAGUCGUGGAUGCCGUACUUUGGCCAGAGUGCCUUUUCGCUGGGCAGCGCGGUCGGCACGCUGCUCUUCGGCCUCUUAGCCGACAAAGUCGGAAGACUGCCCGUGCUGGUGGCGUCGAACGCCGUCGCCGCCGUGGCCAACGUAGCAACCGCCCUCGCCCCGGCCACCUUCGCCUCCUACUCUGCGGUGCGUCUGCUCGCCGGAUCGGCCUCCGACUCAAACUUCAACAUGAUGUACCUUCUCGUUAUGGAGUACCUGCGUCCCGAUCUGAGGUCAGUGGGCCUGAACAUGGCCAUAGGAGUGUUCUACAUGGUGGGGUGCGUGUCGGUGCCUUGGCUGUCGCGAUUAGCCGGCCACUGGCGCCUCUUUCUCCUCUUCACGGCGUCGCCGGCAAUAAUUUUGCUCGUGAUACCGUUCCUGGUGCCUGAGAGCGCUCGCUGGGCGCUGGCAGUGGGAAAGGGUCCGCAAGCUGCGAUUCGCUCGAUGAAGAAAAUCGCCAAAUUGAAUAGAAGAAAACUGCUUGCUGAAGAAGAGGCGCAAUUCACACUGAUGGCCAGUAAGCUGAAAGCGGACAACAGUGCCAAUAUUUUGGGGCUAUUCUGCUCGCCCAGACUGAGGAGGAACACUCUCAUUCUUCUGUUCAAAUCCAUGGUGCUGACGCUGUGCUACGACGCGAUUUCUCGCUACUCGGUGGGUCCGGACCCCCUGGCGAUGCUCAGUUUCGGAUCUCUGGUCAUUCUUCCAGGCUGCGCGGUGGUCGCUUUCAUGCAGGAAAAGGUCGGAAGGAAGUUGCUCGCGCUGUCGGCUCUCUUCUUUUGCGCUCUCUUCAUCGCCUUUGCCGGCGCCAUUCGCAACAUGGACAUCUCUCACGAAUACUCUAUUGGACUGGCGCUGCUGGGGCGGUUUGCAGUGGUGGUCGCCUACAACUCGGGCGCUCAGUACACGGCGGAAUUGGUGCCGGCGCAAGUGCAGGCGGGCGGAGUGGCGGCCAUCCACGUUGCCGGCUACGUCGCCUCUAUUUUGUCCCCUCAAGUGCUUUACCUGGAGCAAGUGUACCCGUCGCUGCCCGAAUUGGUCUUGGGCUUGCUGGCAGCGUUUGGGGCGGCCCUCUGUCUCUUUUUGCCGGAAACCAGCCACAAAACCUUGCCUGUCACCCUGGAGGAAGGCGAGCAGUUCGGCAGGGGAGACAGUUUUUUGCCCUGUGCCGAUAACUGCAGUGCCAAUUGGUACCAGAGCGAAGCUAAUUUGGUCCAAGCAAAUUAAUUAAUUAAUUCAGCGGCGCUACAGCCACUUAAUUUAACUUAAUUAAACUCGAAAGGCUUGAUCCAACAAUAGCAUCAGAAAUCAGCAAAUUCCUGAAUUGCUCUUUGAUUAUAUAACGUUUUAUCUAAUCUGAGAUUGCCUUUUUUGUGUGUUCAUAAAUGGACGGUUAAUAUUUUUCGUAUUGACGAUGUGUGUGCUUUAGCAGCAUUUUCCCUGCAAUUUUGUUGAUAUAUAUUUGUUCGAAUUGUUUAAAGAAUAAAAGAAGCGGUGUGACGAUUUUUUCAAAGCAAAAUAUGAAAAUACAGAAUUUGUGCUGUGAGAGCCGCGGGACAACUCAACGCCCAUCUGGAGAACCUUUCUCAUUGGUCGAGCCAGCUAACUGCUGAUUUGCUCCUUUGGGAGGAUAAAAGAAAAGACGCGAGUCGAGGCAGUCUCGCCUGUCACGCCAUCAUUGCACCAGUCUCUCCGCGUUCUGCGCUCGAAUCUCGGAUGUUUACGUUCAGUUGCACCCUUCGACUCGCUCUGAAACCCUGUUGUCGGUGAAUUGCAGCACGUUUUCUGCUAUCCAUCCCCGCAAGGAUGACAAUGCGGACGCUGGCUUUUGUCUUGGCGAUGUUGGUGGUGCAAGGGGCCGAGUCGUGCAACGAGGCCCUGUGCGCGCCGGUGGUGAGCAAGUGCAUGAUCACGCAGUCGUGCAAGUGCGAGCUGAGCGUGACGA
Messenger RNA from Cloeon dipterum, 2767 nucleotides. RefSeq names its product solute carrier family 22 member 13-like. The coding region runs from base 478 to 2049 and encodes 523 amino acids. Gene Ontology annotation, biological process: transmembrane transport. Gene Ontology annotation, molecular function: transmembrane transporter activity. Gene Ontology annotation, cellular component: membrane. The record is from RefSeq and is a predicted model, not a curated record. The transcript has 8 exons. Lineage: Eukaryota; Metazoa; Arthropoda; Insecta; Ephemeroptera; Baetidae.